Molecule: messenger RNA, 921 nt
Organism: Diatraea saccharalis (sugarcane borer)
Lineage: Eukaryota; Metazoa; Arthropoda; Insecta; Lepidoptera; Crambidae
Source: the annotation of a GenBank genome assembly
AUGGUAAAGUUUCGAAAUGCCGCUGCUGCUUUUAAGGCUCUAAACGGAUUGAUUUGCGUUUAUAAACCAGCUUGUGUUCCAAUUCAGCAAAUACAACAUACUAUUUUAACCAAUUUGUGCCGUGAUCUCAAUGUUUUACCAGAUCGUCCACAUGAAAAGAGGGUGGAGAUUGUAGGUCCCACAAAUGCCCCUAUGACUGUAAAAUUAGUACCAAACUAUGCAGAUAACCCUUUAGUCUGUGGGCCUCGAUAUAUUAAAGAAGACUUCCGCUGCAGUUGGGCAACACACUUAGGGUUAUUUACUAGUGGAGUUUUAUUACUGGGAAUAAAUCAGGGUACUAAACUUACUUAUCUAAUCAACACAGCAAGAUUAACUAGGGCUUAUAAAAUACAUGGACAACUUGGUAAAGCAACAGAUACAUACUUCUGGAAUGGAAAAACUGUAGAGAAAUCUACAUAUGGCCAUGUUACAAGGGAAAAAAUUGAUAAAGUGGUAGCACACAUGCAAGCGGCACAUCAGAAAACUAUGUUUGAAAUGUCUGGAGUGCACAUGGAGUCUCAAACUAUGUUUGAUUUAGCUGCUCAAGGUUUGAUCCGACCAGCCAACAAUAAUUUACCUGUGAUAUAUGGCAUUAAGUGCGUUUAUUUUAACUCUCCUAAUAUUACAUUAGAAAUACAAGCUAUAAAUGAAUAUGAUAAGUACUUAUGGACUAUUAUUCAUGAUCUUGGAGUCCAAUUAAAAACUUCAGCUCAUUGCACAGGGGUCCAGUGCAUACGCCAAGGAAAAUUUGAUCUGGAUAUAGCAUUAUUACGUAAACACUGGCAGUUAGAAUAUAUUAUUGACAAUAUGGACCAAUGCAGAAGACUCAUGGAAGAACAUAGUUUAAUAUUGCAACCAAAAUCGGCAAUAUUGUCUGUGUAG